AUGGCUGCCACCGAAAAGUGUCCGAUAGAGCUUGAGAAGUCCUCCAAGUUGGCCAAUGUGCCACACUGCGAGCAAUACGAGAGGAUGAUCUCGGGCAUGCUGUCAGUCAACCCCUCCUCGACCCCUCUUCUCAAGGAGCAGUCAUACUCACAUCAAAACAGCUACGACUCCUUCGUCCCCGAGCUCGUCAAGGGACGUCUCGACGGCCGCAAGUUCAUGCACGAAUACAACAAUUGGUUCCCCACGAGCGACGACGAAUACACGCAUGAAGCCGUGGCCAAGAAGCGAGCCGAGAUGCUGCGCGGGCGACUCGGCCAUGUCGCCGACGACGAAGUCUUUAUCGAGCCCCCCUUCCGUGUCGACUACGGCCCAAACGUCUCGGUAGGCAAGAGAUUCUAUGCCAACUUCGGCCUCACGAUCCUAGAUUCUGCCAUCGUGACGAUUGGUGAUCGCGUGAUGGUUGGCCCUAACGUCAUGAUUUCGACUGCGACGCACGAGAUCGAAGUUGCGAGCCGAAGGGAUAACAUCGAGUACGCCAAGGCCAUAAACAUCGGCAACGACUGUUGGAUUGGAGGCGGCGUUAUAAUUCUUCCUGGUGUUACUAUCGGCGACGGAUGUACGAUAGGCGCGGGAUCCGUUGUUACGAGAGAUGUUCCAGCUUGGAGUGUGGCUCUUGGAAGUCCUGCGAGGGUGGUUAAGAAGGUUCCGGAGUUGCCCAUGCCUGAGGAGUGA
This is a messenger RNA of Fusarium keratoplasticum, 732 nucleotides long. Its product is annotated as Mac domain-containing protein. NCBI's taxonomy places the organism in Eukaryota, Fungi, Ascomycota, Sordariomycetes, Hypocreales, Nectriaceae. Gene Ontology annotation, molecular function: acetyltransferase activity. The transcript has a single exon. The coding region runs from base 1 to 732 and encodes 243 amino acids. The record is from RefSeq and is a predicted model, not a curated record.